Molecule: messenger RNA, 1027 nt
Organism: Astyanax mexicanus (Mexican tetra)
Lineage: Eukaryota; Metazoa; Chordata; Actinopteri; Characiformes; Acestrorhamphidae
Gene: ptgdsb.1
Product: prostaglandin D2 synthase b, tandem duplicate 1
Exons: 6
Coding region: 92-622 (176 amino acids)
Molecular function (GO): small molecule binding
Source: RefSeq, a predicted model, not a curated record
AUAAAAGACUCACCGGCAUCCCCGACUUCAGCCUGCUCACUUCCAGACUCACUAACAGACGACUCUGCCUGUCAUUCAGCCAAAACUAGCCAUGCUGAGGUUUGUGGCCUUCUUGCUGUGCGCUGCAGCAGCCUUUGCAGACAUCAUGCCCAUGACCGGCUUCAACCUGGAUGAGAUUAAAGGAAAGUGGUAUUUGAUUGGCUUUGCCACAAAUGCGAACUGGUUUGUGAAUCAUAAAUCCAGCAUGAAGAUGGGAAGGGCCAUGCUGGAGCCAACAGCCAGUGGAGACCUGGACAUGACUUACACCAAUCUCAAGGAGGAUGGCACCUGCUGGAAGAUGACACAUCUCGCUAAAAAGACUGACAUUCCAGGACAAUUUGUUUUCUACAGCCAGCGCUGGGGAAACAGUAACGACAUGCGCGUGGUGGACCUCAAAUCUGACGAGUUUGCUAUUGUCCACACCAUCAAGACUAAAGAUGGCGUGUCUGAAGUUCUCAACAAGCUAUAUGGCCGCAGCCCAGACCUGAGCGGAGAACUGAUAAAGAGAUUCCAAAAAUUCUCUCUGGACACGGGAGUCAACCCUGACAACAUUGCCAUUCUGCCACCAAACGGUGAGUGCUGAGAUGGAUAAAAAUCUGCUGUCUUCAAGCAAAACCUUCUGCUUCUUCUGCAGCAAUUGAAAUUAAUUUUCAAUUUGUUAUAUUUGUUUUCUGUCUACAACAACUCAUUAUGUGUUUACUGAAAAAGAGGGAAGCCAGAAGGUUCUAACCUCUGGAACAUGUAGGUUUUCACAUUUCAGCACAUCAUAGAGAAGACUAGGUUGGCUUUAUUAGGUAUUUGGGUUUAUUUUGGAAAAAUAUCUACUAGAUAAUACCUACCUAAGUGUAGCACUGGCAUUUUGUUUACUGGAGAUUCUGGAUGUUCUGCAUAGAACCUUCAGUCUUCAGAGAGCUGAUGUUUUUUUUUUUUUUUACUGCUGAUGCUGUCUACUGAUCUACUGUCAAAAUAAAGUUGUUUACAAGUUUCA